Messenger RNA from Trametes versicolor FP-101664 SS1, 684 nucleotides. RefSeq lists its product as uncharacterized. NCBI's taxonomy places the organism in Eukaryota, Fungi, Basidiomycota, Agaricomycetes, Polyporales, Polyporaceae. The coding region runs from base 1 to 684 and encodes 227 amino acids. The record is from RefSeq and is a predicted model, not a curated record. The transcript is spliced from 3 exons.
AUGGGCGACUCGUGCAUCUCCGAGCUCGAUUUCUCGUACGUCGCAGAGGACGCCUACAACCUCCCCUGGCCGCCUCCCGAGAAACCACGUAUCUCCGUUCCCGACCGGUGCAAGGUCUCUCUGCGCGCUGGAGUCGUGCCGGCGCCCAUCCCCAUAGACGACGACGCGAUGGACAUCGAAAACACUUCCUCCACUUCCUCCAAUCUGUCCUUCGGCUUUCCUGUUCACCAUCACGACGCGCCCGUCCAACCUCAUCCCACGCGCAGGGCGACGUCGUCGCGUCGCAAGUCCAUCUUGAAGACGUCCGCCAGGCGGGGGAAGACGGGUCAUACGCCGUCGCAGAGUGUGCGUUUCGCACCACCGCCCGUCGCGGCGCGUGCAGAGGUAUUCCAGAGCAUCACCGCUACCCCGGGGCUGGACGAGCGUUCCUUCGAGGAAAUGCGAGCCGAAUGCUACGCUAUAUCGGCCAUAACGACUGGGAAGCCCCCACAGCCUGUGCCAGAGGGUACAGGUAUAUCGGAGAAUCUCAUGAUGUCGGCGUUCACUCCGUUCGUCGUGCCGUCCGCUGUUGAGCCUGGGGUGAAGCAGCGGAUGCCAGAGGAGCAGCGCGACUUUGCUAUGUCGCACGACGCUCUCAGCGCGGACUUCACGUUCGCGGCGCUGCCGAUGACCAACAAAGCUUGA